AUGCUCUCCGCGCCCUCUCCGUUCCCGCUCUACCUCCUCCCCUCCAUCCCCUUCCGCCGGCGGCGUUCCAGCACCGAGACCACCAACACCGUCAACUCGGACAUCUCCACCACCUCUUCCUCUCCGCCCGCCGGCGCGGCGGCGGCCGCCGCCGCCCCGGCCCCAACCAACUACCUGCGCGGCAACCGCUCGCACCUGCGCUGCACCCGCUGCCUGACGGACCUCUGCCUGACGUCGCAAAUCAUCAGCAAGGGCUUCACCGGGCGGCACGGGCGCGCCUACCUCGUCGCCCCGCCGCGGCCCUACCCGGACGGCACCACCACGACGACGUCGGCCGGCGACAGCGCCGUCUCGCACCGCGACAACAACCUGCCCAACACGUUCGCGCACAAGCCCGUGCCGCGCCAGCUCGUCACGGGCGCCCACACCGUGUCCGACAUCAGCUGCGCCCUGUGCGGCGCCGUGCUGGGCUGGAAGUACGUCGCCGCCGACGAGGACAGCCAGAAGUACAAGGUCGGCAAGUUCAUCCUCGAGACCAAGCGCGUGUGCCGCGGCGUGUGCUGGGAGAACGAGGACGCUGACGGCGGCGCCGCCGCCGGUGAUGCGGCGUCGUCGUCUUCGACUGCCGCCAAGGGGGCCGCCGCCGCGGCCGUGGGCGAUGCGAGCAGCGAGGGCGAGGACGUCGAGUUCGACAGCCAGAACGAGGAUGAGUGCGAGGAUUUGUUCGCCGGUGUGUGGAGCCCGGCUCUGGCGAAGCGGAGGCGGAGGGGCCGCGCUUGGAGAGAGGGAAGGAACGGCGCUGGUGGUGUAGAAGAGGUCUGA
Messenger RNA from Diplodia corticola, 822 nucleotides. RefSeq names its product yippee family protein. The record is from RefSeq and is a predicted model, not a curated record. The transcript has a single exon. NCBI's taxonomy places the organism in Eukaryota, Fungi, Ascomycota, Dothideomycetes, Botryosphaeriales, Botryosphaeriaceae. Bases 1 to 822 code for a protein of 273 amino acids.